Aspergillus clavatus NRRL 1 is the source of this 2055-nucleotide messenger RNA. RefSeq lists its product as uncharacterized. The record is from RefSeq and is a predicted model, not a curated record. Bases 1 to 2055 code for a protein of 684 amino acids. The transcript is spliced from 3 exons. NCBI's taxonomy places the organism in Eukaryota, Fungi, Ascomycota, Eurotiomycetes, Eurotiales, Aspergillaceae.
AUGCCUAUCUUUCAGGAUCCAGAUCGUCGGCGUUUAUACAGCCGAUGGUCUGAUGACUACCACUCGGAGGAGUUGGGAAAUCAAGAGGGGCUGUCCACUUGGGGUAGAUACCAUGAGGACAAUCAAGAGCCUGACUCCUUUGGAAGGAGUACUGGUGUUCCAAAUGAUAGUCUCCAGUCAACGCUUGCCUCCCCGAAGAUACGGAAAAGUGAUCGAGAGGAAUUAAUACGGUAUAUCAAGAAUGCUGAUCCUACAGCUUGGGCUCAACCUCUUAUGGUACGUCUCAUGAUUGCCCGAGAAACUCGCUCUCGACCUUCCACACCAGUUACGUCAGAUGAAAGCUCAAGGGUGAAUCACCCAUCUGGUGGAGUUGAGCACUCGGUGGAUGGAGAUAAUUGGCAAAGAUCCCCGGAACUUGCAUCCCCAGCGGAUAUAGAACGUCCUCGCUCAGCACUGCAUUCUGGUGAUUUUCGAGAAGGGGUUGACCGUGCUCAAACCCAACACCAUCCGCCUCAAUCUCCCAUACCCAGAUUCAGCUCUCUCGCUCAUGGCCCUCAGCUGGGCUCUUCUCCAACCACGCCGUGGUUCUCCACGCCUGUUUUCACCAAUCCGUCACGAGUGCAGGAAUCCAAUCAUGCUUCAGAUCUGGGUACCUCUCCGGGCUUCCGUCCACGAGCUCCAUCUUUGAGCUCCUUCUCCUCCAGCUAUGUCCUGAAAGCUCCAACGAGUCCUUUGGUUCAUCAGGCGAACAACACCGAUUUGGACUUUUCACUGAAGAAUGAAUUUCGUGAACACCCGGCAGAUAUAGACAAAGUCAGCCGCCGUCGCACAUUGCCUCCAGAGACGUUCCGGGAAUUCCAGUCCUCUUCCCCGCCAUUCCCAGGUGCGGCCAACCUCAACUCUAACCAUCUUCCCAGGGGAUUUCACGAUUCAAGUUCUUUCCGAGCUCAUCAACCCCGGAAGUCAUUGACCUCUUCGUAUAGCCUUCAAUUGGCUUCGUCCGUACAAAGCCCAGCUUGGAGAACAAGAAGACCCUCUCUUGCUUCUGAAGCCUCCUCUAAAGCUCAUGCACCGAUGGUAGGAUCCUAUGAGGAAUCAAUUCUCCGUGGAAGAAUGUCGAUGAAUCCCUCUAAGCCGCUCGAUUUCACUGCGCAAAUUGGCGUUCUGGGCAGAGGAACGUGCAAAUCCAGUCUAAGGUGCCCGCCGCAUGCCACUGUUCCCUUCCCUGCGGUGUUUUACAGUUACCCGACUUCGGGAAGCGGGCGCUCGAUCGAAGAUGACAAUCCAAGUCCUUAUGUGGGUCUUAUCGACCUGGAGAACUCUUUACCCAAGGACACUUCAACAUCCAAUCGGCGUCGCCGCUAUCAAAGCCCUGCUCGUCCCUAUAAUGACCAGAUCGCUGAUAGUGGCAUUGGGUCAGAGUACCAGGCCCUGGAAGCAUUACGGAGAAGAGAGAAACGAAGUCGACGCACAGAACCGCCCAAAUGCCCCACUGGUGGAUGUUAUCGUAUACCACAGCAGGGCCAGUUACAAAUUAUGAUUAAGAAUCCAAACAAGACGGCUGUCAAGCUUUUCCUCGUCCCUUACGAUCUUACCGACAUGGAGCCUGGCACUAAGACCUUCAUCCGCCAAAGGAGCUACUCGGCUGGCCCGAUUAUCGAUAUGCCUUUGAAUGCUCGGAAAAACUAUGGCACAGAUCGGCCUGAAGCUUCUCUAAACGCUUCCGAGGAUCCUGGAGACAAGCCGAUAUUACGUUACUUGAUCCAUCUGAAUAUCUGCUGUCCGUCUAGGGGUCGUUAUUAUCUCUACUCGAGUGUUCGAGUCGUCUUUGCCAACCGAGUGCCAGACGGUAAAGAGAAGCUACGAAACGAGAUACAAUAUCCUGACCCUCGAUAUACUCCGUAUAAACAAGCUCGUGAAACUAACCCUACCCAUGUCAAUGCGAGACCAGACAAGGGUUACAAAAAGCCUGCGACGGACAUGUUCUUGCAAUCCUCAAACAAGACCAUUUGUAAAUACAACGUUUGCGGCGCGGGACGACGCAGCUACCGCUAA